CGUCUGCCAUGGCUAUAAACCUUCGCCGUUCGUACAUACCCACAGUUCAUCCAUUCCCCGGCAACAGAUUUGGAUGUUCUUCCCGCACAUUCAUCCAUCUUCUCUCCCAAUCUGCACUAGCCUGUAUCUCUGAUACAAACGAUGUGCAGUAUUAUACAGACAGUAAUUUGAUAAUUCUUCAGUUGAGAUUGGAGGAGAAGAUAGAUAGAUACAAUAUACAUACAUACAUAUAUAUAUAUAUUCAGAUAGGUGUAGGAAGAAUGGUGUUUUGGGAAGGAUAUAUCAGUGAUGAAUCAAUGGGCACAUUUGCUCCAUUAGUCGUGUAUUGGUUGUACGCCGGAUUUUAUCAGCUCCUCCCGCCUCUCGACAAUUAUCGGCUGCACACGAGAGCAGAAGAAAAUGAUAAAAAUUUGGUGCCGUUGAGAUCUGUCAUCAAAGGUGUUCUUCUUCAACAGUUUGUUCAGGCCAUUGUUGCUCAAUUGCUCUUCUUGGUAACUUCGAAUUCAACUUUGUUGAGUCCCACCGUGCAACCUUCGCUACCCGUCCAAGCGUUGCAAUUCAUAAUCGGGAUGUUCGUAAUGGACACAUGGCAGUACUUUGUGCAUCGAUACAUGCACCAGAACAAGUUCCUCUACAAGCACAUACACUCUCAGCAUCACCGGCUGGUCGUCCCGUACGCCGUUGGCGCACUUUACAACCAUCCGUUGGAAGGGCUGUUACUCGACACAUUCGGUGGCGCCCUCUCCUUCCUUGUCUCCGGAAUGACUGCUCGCACCUCCGUCUACUUCUUCUGCUUCGCCGUUGUCAAAACCAUCGACGAUCAUUGCGGGUUGUGGCUUCCGGGAAAUAUCUUCCAUCUCAUUUUCCAAAACAACACGGCUUACCACGACGUACACCAUCAGCUCCAAGGUACCAAGUUCAACUACUCCCAACCGUUCUUCCCGAUCUGGGACAAAAUCCUCGGGACUUAUGUUCCGUACACACUCGUAAAACGGCCCGAAGGAGGAUUCGAGGCGAGGCUGAAGAAAGACUAGGAUUCGGAAACUUGGUUUUAACUCUUGGUUCGUUAUCAGAGUGCUCGGUUAGUUCGUGUUUUUUCUUUCGAGUAACUCACCGGACGGAGAUCGAAUCAAAACUGAGUUAGGAUUUGAGGGUAAGAGAUGUUCUUGGUUUGAUGAUCAGUUUCUUUGAGUUUCUUGUGCUGAAACUUGUGAUCUGUUGUAUCUUUGGUGUGAAUUUUGGAUUUCAAGAUUAUAUAUAUAUAUAUAUAUAUAUAUGUAUGUAUGUAUGAAGAAUGAGACUGAGGCAUUUCGAGGAUAAAUCAGCGAACAAAAAAUAGAUAAACAAUACAUAGUUUUAUGAAAGUAGUGUAUACCUAUGGAUCAUUUCAUACUUUUGCAUAUGUAUUAUAUUGACACAUAAACAACAUAUGCUUUUCUUUUACAUGUGUUGUAUAAAGAGUAGCUCAUGCGCUAAAUUAACU
This is a messenger RNA of Andrographis paniculata, 1483 nucleotides long. Its product is annotated as very-long-chain aldehyde decarbonylase GL1-9-like. The transcript is spliced from 4 exons. Lineage: Eukaryota; Viridiplantae; Streptophyta; Magnoliopsida; Lamiales; Acanthaceae. Bases 9 to 1034 code for a protein of 341 amino acids. The record is from RefSeq and is a predicted model, not a curated record. Gene Ontology annotation, biological process: lipid biosynthetic process. Gene Ontology annotation, molecular function: oxidoreductase activity; iron ion binding.